AUGCUACGAAUAGCUGGCGCAUGCCGUAGCACACGCGCGGCCGCGGCUGUGCAGUCGGCCGCGGCGGUAGAUGACCUGGCCAGGUGCUUGCGGGGUGUGACGGGCAGCGCGAGCCACAAGGGCUCUGGCGCGUGGUCGGAGGAGGAGCUUCAGCAGAUAAGCAGCUCGCUCCAGUCGGCGUUCGAUCCCUCCGUUGGGGAACUGUUGCGCAAACAGGGGUUCGCUGUGGCGGACAAUGCUCUGCCCGCCCAUCUGGUCCCGAAAGUCCGGAACGAGAUACUCGGGAUGCACGCACGGUCGCUCAUGAAGCCCAACAGCACCCACCUCGUCGAGCGCGCCGAUGACUCUUCUGGGGGGACCAAAACCACGCUCCUCGAAAAACAGGGAAUCGCAGAGGCGGACGCGGAGCUCGCGGAGGUCAGGGACGCCAGCCCUCUGCUCUCACACCUAGCGCUAGACGCAACACUGCGCACCAUGUUGUCCCUAUACACCCCCCCGUACCGCUUCGACACGCACACCGUCAAGGCGCAGCGCAGCGCGGGCGGCGGCGCGUGCUUCCCCGUCCACUUCGACUCCAGCGCGGGCCUCGACGGCCGCAUCCUCACGGCGAUCGUGUACUGCAACGAUUCAUGGCAACCCGGUGACGGCGGGGAGCUGCGGCUGUAUCCCUGGCCGCGCGGGCCCGUGGACAUCCCGCCUGUCGCCGGCCGCAUCGUCGUCUUCCCGUCCAUGACCAUGCCACACAGGGUCCUUCCGAGUCGUGCGGAGCGCGUGUGCUUCUCGGUGUGGAUGGGCAAGCAGCAGACACCCCCCCCCGGUCCGCCGUCGAUCCCCCACAGGGACGACGGGUGGUCGAGCAGCCCCGCGCUGUGGCGCGCCCUCCUGGGCCAGCCCGCCGUGAAGGAGCUCGUGCUGAAGGCGCUGCUGGCCGAGGAGUGGGAGCGUUCCCUCGUCGAGAGCCAUCCGCCCGGACCGGGCCUCGACCGGGCCGUGGAGAAGCACCGCGCUGAUGUGGGGAGGAUCAACGUCGUGCUCGGCUGGGCCAUCGACAUGCUCAGGGAGGCGGGGGGGCCGGCGGGCGGCGCGGGGACCGCGGGGGGCGUGUGGGAGGCGCACAGGUGGCUGUGA
This is a messenger RNA of Pedinophyceae sp. YPF-701, 1128 nucleotides long. Lineage: Eukaryota; Viridiplantae; Chlorophyta; Pedinophyceae. The record is from the annotation of a GenBank genome assembly.